AUGCCGAACGUCCUCGCGGGCACGCCCAGCUCGAAGAGCCCCCACGCGGUCGUGGAUUGCAGGUCGAUCAACGGCGGGAAGCAGCUUGUCGUCGAAUUCGCGGAUAACACGCGUUACGAGAUGCACGCUUCUUGGCUGAAGGACUCCAAUCCGACCCGCGCGGGCAAGGACUUCUACCGCACGUGCGCGGAGGACGUGUGGAGCGUGAGGAAGUUCAGGAUCUCCAGCGUGGAGCACCAGGGCGGCGGCGAGCAGGUCUCCAUCAAGUACGAGCACGCCGAGACGGGCGCCGCCAAGCCCGAGGUCUUCCACUCGAGGUGGCUCCACGCGAUGGCGCCCUUCGUCGGCAGGGCGCUGCACCCCGAGGCGCCCCACGUGCCAGCCAUCCGGGAGACCGGGAACCUCAUGGACCACCUGAUGGACAGCCGCAAGCCUUGGGACGCCAAGGUCGACAUGCAAAAGUUCGACUCCAAGCUGCUGGAGACAGACGUUGAUGCGCAGGUGGAGUUCUACGACUGCAUGAUCAAGACGGGCGUCGCCAUGAUCACUGGGAUUGGCAAGCCGGACAGUCUGGAGUUCGAGCUCGGCGGCUUGCCGAUGGAGGCUCAUGUGAGGAAGAUCCUUGGCAAAUGCAAUCAGCAUCCUGUGCGGUCCACGAGGUACUCCUACAUCCGGAAAACGGAGAAGCCCCAGUCGGGCGACUACGACCAUUCCAACCCUCUGUGCAUGCACACCGACCACACUGUGUACCACGGCACCCCGGGCUUCUUCCAGUUCCUCUACCAGGCAGAGGGCGACGUGCGGAGCAAGGUGUGCGACGGCCUCGCCAUUGCCGAGUACGUGAAGGAGCACCACCCAGAGGCCUACGAGCUGCUGACCAAGGUCCACAUCACGCACAGCUCCCGCAACAAUCUGUACACCAGGGAGGGCCAGGCGAUCGACCCGACCGACCCCAACAGCAAGGGCGACGCGUUCGAGCUGGUCCACACGCACCCGAUCCUCGUCCUCGACGAGAAGGGGCGCCUGGACAAGGUGGUCCAGUCCGAGACCAAGCGCGGCGUCUGCGCGCUGCCCUACUCGGUGUACGAGCCCUUCAUGGAGGCGUACGUGCUGUGGUCCCAGUUGGUCGAAGACUCGCGCUUCGUCCACCACUUUGACUGGCCAGAGGGUACCAUGGUCGUGACGAACAACUGGCGCGUCCUCCACGGCCGCGCGGCCGUCCCGGCGGGGAUGUCGCGCGCGGUGGCCAUCGGGUACGUCAACAGGAACACGGUGGAGAACCGGUACCGGCUGCUCAAGCAGUACCAGGCCGAGAAGGCCGACCCGACGCUGGAUCACAGGUGGGUGACGCGGGUGCCCAACCAGGUUCUGGAAAAGAUGGUGCUGAGGCGUGCGCGGGCCUUGGAGCCCGCCGUGCAUGUUUUCCGCGCGGCGCCGCUGCUGGAGGCCCUGUCGCCCCGGGGCACGCCGCGCGCGGGCGUCAGCGGCUCCCUGCAGCGGCCGUCGGCGACGCCGCGCGCGGGCGCUGGCGGGCCCCUGCAGCGGCUGGCGGCCGCCACCUCGGCGGCCUGGCCGAGGCCGCGGACCGGCCGGCGAGAGCAGCAGGCGGACCCGGAAGGAGCUCCGGGCGAGCGGCUGCGAGACGGCCUGGCGUCGCUGAACCCCUUCAGCGGCGCUCCCGCGCGGCAACCGCUGGAAGACCACCUGCCGGAGCACCUGCGGCGCCUCCCCGCCGUGGUCGGCCUGCAGCGCUCGUGGGCUGUCCCGGCCAUCCGAUUUCCAGAACUCGACCUCGUGGACCCGCCGAUGCCGUCCGGUUAAACCGGAGGCCGGCGAGCGCCGCCCCCACGCGAGCGUGAUGCCAGCAGCCUUGCAAGACGUGCCUAGGAAUAUUCGGUACUUGUCGAGAUGAAGUCGCCACCGUCCGCAACGAAGUGACAUGAGCGAACGACGAUCUCACGGGUAUGUCUCGCAGGGCGUGUCCCCCCCUGUUCCGCUGCAAAACACACGCACGGGCCGCCGCCCUCGGCGCGUGCCGCUGCGCGCGACGCCGAGGCUACUCUCACCCGCUGCCUCGUCGAUCUUACUCCUUGUC
Molecule: messenger RNA, 2095 nt
Organism: Prorocentrum cordatum
Lineage: Eukaryota; Dinophyceae; Prorocentrales; Prorocentraceae
Source: the annotation of a GenBank genome assembly